ACACGCACACACGCACACACACACACACACACACACACACACACACACACACACACACACACACACACACACACACACACACACACACACACAGAGUCUUUGUCCAGUCCACUUUCCCGACCAGCGGAGCAGGUCAGAUGUCCGUCCCUGUCUCUAUGUAAACAUCUUCUUCAUGUGCUGCAGGUGUGAAACCUGGUCUGGCCUCGGGGGUGUUGCUGAGCACCCAGGGCUGUGGAAACCAGGACGGUUAUUAGGGUGAACUAUUCUUCUCUUUGUCUCCUUUUGUGCCUCAGCCUCGUUUCCUGAGCUCACUUUACUUUUGUGUGCGUGGCUGUUUGGAUUCUUCAUAAUAAAAGCUGUCCCACAGACGGGCAGGACGUGUCUCUGAUUCCUCGGGUGGUUCGGUGAUGGGAGGGCGGAGGUUUUCCCAGACGUCCUGUGAUGGAAGCUGGACUCAGACCUGGCCGGCUGCCGGCUGCUUUGUGUCUGGACCAGUUUCCUCUAGUGUCCUGUAUCCUUUCAGUUUUACUGACACAUGAUUUGCUGCACAGUUGACACAACAAUGAGGCAAUCAUUUGCAUUCAUGCUAAAGGCAUGUUUGUUGUUUGACUUGAUUAAAACUAUAAAACUUUUAUUACCCUGGUUUUGCUACGUUCACAGUAUAAGAAUAAACUCUUCUCACUUUAGUAUACACCUCCACUAGCACUGUUUAUUUAACUACAUGUAUUAAUAACCAGAGUUAAGGAAUGUUCUACAGUAUUUGGCUGGUGAUUAGAUUGAUGACCUGUCAAUGUUUUAACUUUCUGUGUUGAUCCGUGCCUCUUUCAUUUUUUGUUAUUUGUGCAAUUAGUUUUAUUCAUGUUUUUUUUUUAAAUCUCAUGAGGUUUCAUUACCAAAAUCCUUCAUUGUUUAAAAAUCAAAUUAGGCUGCUCAUUGUUCUUUGUUCGGUUGCAUUUCACGGGUUGGAUAACUGCAUUGUUCAACUGACGUGUUUAUUUAGAGGAAGAAAUGACAAAUCAUCGCUUUACAAAUGUAUUUUGUUUCUUUAUUAUUAUUUAUUUUUAAAAUUAUUUAAAACAAGAAAUAUGUGUGAACAGAAGAACCUGAUCCUAGAUUCAGAUUUAAUUAUUUUUCAUUCUGAUAAAAAUGGAUCUAAUGUCAAAGAUUAAUUGUUUCAACACUGAUUCUUUAGGAACCUACUGUACAAAUCUCCACCAGACCUAAUGUCCCAGAGCUCUAAAGAAAGAAGCUAGAUUUCUGGAAGCAUGAAAGAAAAAGAAGGGUGGAUAGUGAUGGACAGAUAAACUUAGAGUUCGUGCCACAUGUGGGCCCAGUUCUUCCUAAAUGUGUCUCCUCCCUCCAUCCCAGCUAUUGUUUGCCAGCCCAUCAGGUGAAACUGAUCUGAAAAGAAAAGUUUUUUUGAACAAGCGGUUUCAUUUAUAAAUGGAUCAAAGUCUCCUUUCACCAACUCAUCUCUCCAAAAAUUCCUCUUGGGUCAAUGCCGCACAAAUCGGACAGUGUGAUGCUGCUGGGACUCCUCAGCUUGUCUUCCCUCUGCUCGGCCAUGCUGUUACCUCUCGACAUGGAGACCGGCUCAGGGGCAGAGGGGGAUCCUUUAGAAUUUCCUGACACAGGCACGUACCGCAGUGGGCCUCUGCCACUUCCCCCCAUAGGAGGACCAAACGGGACCAUCAACCCAGUGACGCCCAUUGUGCCCGAUACCUCAAUCUGUGACCUGCUGGUGAACGCUCCAGUGCCACCGUCCAUUGCCGAGGUUCCAUAUUUCUGUGCCUGUGGGAGGUGUAAGGGCACCGUGGGACCCAAGGGAGAUCGUGGAGAUCGUGGUCCUCCAGGGGAACCUGGGAGUCCUGGCAUGAGAGGAAUGACUGGGUUCACUGGUCGUCCGGGAUUCACAGGCCCUCCAGGAAUAAAGGGUCAGAAGGGAGACUUGGGGGAGAAAGGGCAGCCUGGACCUACUGGUUUCAGUGGAACAAAGGGCGAGCGAGGAUUCAAAGGAGACAAAGGGGACCAAGGACUGCUGGGCCCUCCAGGUCCACAGGGCCCUCAAGGAGAAACCGGCAUGUGCCCUGCAUCAUGUCAAAGUGUUGAGGGUCCAUCAGGUCCACAAGGUCCCCCAGGACCAGCUGGAGCUCGAGGUUUACCUGGGGUAGAGGGACCUAUAGGGGCCAAAGGUCUUAAGGGUGAUAAAGGUGACAUGGGCAAAGCUGGUGACCCUGGACUAAAUGGACAGAAGGGUGACCAAGGUGAGCGAGGUCUAUGUACAUGCACUGAUGGUGCGAAAGGUGCUGACGGUAAACUAGGGGAAAAGGGUGCUAAAGGAGACAAAGGUGACACAGGUGCCCAAGGGGUACAGGGGGCAACUGGGCUAAAAGGCAGCCAAGGCGAUCUAGGUCCCGUUGGACAACCUGGCCCCUGCUCCCCAGCUAUCCAGUCUGCAUUCUCUGCAUCUAUUGUACAGCCAUUUCCUCCUGAAAACCAGCCCGUUAUUUUCCCAAAUGUCUUCACCAACAUUCAAGGCCAUUACAAUCCAAACACCGGAAUCUACACAGCACCUGUCAAUGGCACCUAUGUCUUCAGCUUCCACCUGGCUGUUGCCUCCAGGCCACUUAAGGUCGGCCUCUUCAAAAACCUCUUCCCUAUAGUCAGAGCAACAGAAGGAAACAACCAAGCCACUUCCAGCCAAACCGUUGUCCUUCACCUCGCUACCUUUGACCAAGUGUGGCUGCAGGUGAAGAAUUCACUCACCAAUGGUAUUUUUGCUGACAGUGAGAGUACCAGCUUAUUUUCUGGCUACCUGCUGUAUCCGGACUCCUGUGAUUUUAUAGCAGGGCGCGAUUUUGGAGUCCCGCAGGUGUAUAAAUAUGAAGAAUUUAGCUGGAAUGGUCCUCCGGGCUCGGAUGAACCUCCAUUUACCACAAAAGCACCUCCUGAACACAAUACAGCUUCAAAUGGAGAUUAUAACUGGGAGGGCCCUGACAAGACGGACACAACAACACCACCCCCUCCACCUACUGCAGCCAUAGGAGAGCCUAAAGAACCUGCAACAGAACCCCCUCAACAAACCACAGCCAUAGAAGAACCUGCAACAGAACCCUCUCAACAAACCACAGACAUAGAUGAACCUGCAGCAGAAACGCCUCCAAAUACCAUAGCCAUAGAAGAACCUGCAGCAGAACCUCCUCUACAUACCACAGGCAUAGAAGAACCUGCAACAGAACCGCCUCCACAUACCACAGCCAUAGAAGAGCCUAAGGAACCUGCAACAGAACCGCCUCCACAUACCAAAGCCAUAGAAGAACCUGCAACAGAACCGCCUCCACAUACCAAAGCCAUAGAAGAACCUGCAACAGAACCGCCUCCACAUACUACAGCCAUAGAAGAGCCUGAAGAACCUGCAACAGAACCGCCUCCAAAUACCACAGCUAUAGAAGAACCUGAAGAACCUGUAACAGAACCCCCUCCACAAGCCACAGACAUAGAGGAAUCUGAAGAACCUGCAGCAGAAACUCCUACACAUACCACAGUCAUAGAAGAUCCUAAAGAACCUGCAACAGAACCGCCUCCAAAUACCACAGCCAUAGAAGAACCUGCAGCAGAACCUCCUCUACAUACCACAGUCAUAGAAAAACCUGAAGAACCUGCAACAGAACCGCCUCCACAUACCACAGCCAUAGAAGAACCUAAGUAAACUGAAGAACCUAAAGAACUCACAACAGAACCUUCUCCCCACUCCUCAAUGGUAGAAGGACCUGUUGCGUCGAUCCACUCCAGGUUUCAAGGGGGGGUAUUCUACAAGCAGGACAAAAGGAAGCGGGUCAGUGUGUGGAUGCUUCUAGUCAGUAGUUUCUCUUUCAUGAGCGUUUCAUGAGAGUAAAAGAAAAUCAACGUGAUCCAGAACCUAAAGGGAAGAUGCCCCUCCUUUAGAUGAACUCAGCACAGCUAUAGGCACGUUCCAGCUUGACUCCUAUGUUUGAUCGUGCAUUCGUGCUCUGAACUGCUUUAAGGCUAAAAGGUUUAAUGUUUAAAACAUUACACUGUUUUCAACUUGCUGCAGCUUUGAUUUAGAGAUUUUGUCCUUUUUCUUUCUCAAUAAACAGAAGGUUAAACAUCAUAGAAGCUAAAUUGCUGCAGUUAAUACCGCUCUCAGAAGUAAUUCAUAGUUUACUCACUUCUGCAUUGGUCUCUGAUGCAUCCUUGCAUUACAUAGAAUCAGUUGAGGUGACCAGUUUGCUGUCACCUCUGAAUUGUGGUUUUUAUCUCAGAAUAAAGAUUAACCUUCUCUGA
This is a messenger RNA of Betta splendens (Siamese fighting fish), 4305 nucleotides long. RefSeq names its product collagen alpha-1(X) chain. Lineage: Eukaryota; Metazoa; Chordata; Actinopteri; Anabantiformes; Osphronemidae. Gene Ontology annotation, molecular function: protein binding. The coding region runs from base 1499 to 3709 and encodes 736 amino acids. The transcript is spliced from 5 exons. The record is from RefSeq and is a predicted model, not a curated record.